AUGACAGUAACAGAUCAUGCAGAGACGGAGGGCUCUGCUGUCAAUGUCGUCGACUUUGGCCCAUUCUUCAAUGGCUCAGAUAAACAUGGGGUAGCUGAAGCGCUCGUGAAAUCAUUCACAUCCACAGGUUUCGUCUACCUGACGAACCACCCGAUGUCUCAAGAGAAAGUUAAUACUAUGUUCGAAAUGGCAAAGCGAUUCUUCUCUCUGCCGGAGGAGAUCAAGUUACUAGCUCCCCAUCCAAAAUCGGGGGCUCAUCACAGAGGAUACUCCCCUGUCGCAAUGGAGAAGGUAUCUCAACAUAUUUACGACGAAACAGCACUCGAAGCGCAUCGCGCCAAGGCCCCCGACAUGAAAGAGAGUUUCGAAUCUGGGCGCGAGAAUGACGAGGUUAUGCCGAACAUAUGGCUUCCAGAGGGUGUUCUCCCCGGUUUCAAAGAGGCCUGCCUCGAGUUCUUUUGGGACUGUUACGAGCUCCAAAAAUCUGUCCUCAAAGCAAUCGCUCUAGGACUUUCUCUUCCAGAGGACUACUUCUUGUCUUUCCACACUGCCCCUGACAAUCAGCUGCGGUUGCUCCAUUACCCCAGCAUCGAGGCCAAGGACAUACAGAAUGAUGUGGCAACGCGCAUUGGAGCACAUUCAGAUUUUGGAACCCUGACAUUCUUGUUCCAAGAUUCAGUGGGCGGCCUGGAAGUCGAAGAUCCAAAGAAUCGUGAUCGCUUCAAUCCCGUUCCACCUGUUGUUGGAUCGGUCGUUGUGAAUGCUGGAGACUUCAUGAUGCGUUGGUCCAAUGACACAAUCAGGAGUACAAUUCAUCGUGUGCGUGCGCCCCAAACCAUAAAUUCAGACGGUAUAAUUCCAGACCGUUAUUCCAUACCUUACUUCUGUUGCGCUGAUCUUUCGACUGUUGUUGACUGCUUUCCUGGAACAUGGUCGGACGAACGGCCAAAGCGCUAUGAACCUAUUUCAGUUUGUCCUUUUUCUAAUGGGGUCGUCCAGGGUUUAAUUUGA
Messenger RNA from Laccaria bicolor S238N-H82, 1011 nucleotides. RefSeq lists its product as uncharacterized. The transcript is spliced from 10 exons. The record is from RefSeq and is a predicted model, not a curated record. NCBI's taxonomy places the organism in Eukaryota, Fungi, Basidiomycota, Agaricomycetes, Agaricales, Hydnangiaceae. The coding region runs from base 1 to 1011 and encodes 336 amino acids.